Molecule: messenger RNA, 642 nt
Organism: Ananas comosus (pineapple)
Lineage: Eukaryota; Viridiplantae; Streptophyta; Magnoliopsida; Poales; Bromeliaceae
Exons: 4
Coding region: 1-642 (213 amino acids)
Source: RefSeq, a predicted model, not a curated record
AUGUCGGAGGUGAGGAGGGCGCGGGGUGAGCAGGCGCGGGUGAGGAUGUGUAGGGCGAAGGUAGCUCCGAUGUUUGGUAGUUCAAACUAUGCCAGUUUCCAUAUAGCCUGGUUUUCUGCAAACAAUAAUGUUCUUUGUCUGAACCUUGGCCAAGACGAGAGGUGCCAUGGCUUUGUCCAUGUGAACCCAGCUCGUGCCCUCGGUGCUAGAAUAGAGCCUGUUUCAUCCUAUGGAGGCAAUCAAUAUGGAGUACAUCUACUUAUUCACAAGGAUCGUGAGACAGGACAUUGGUGGUUGGAGUACGGAGACGAUUUGAAACCAGUGGGAUAUUGGCCAGAAUCUCUUUUUACUGGUUUGAAAAAUCCAGCUUCUUUGCUCAAUUGGGGUGGGCACGUCCUCUCGCCAUCUAGUGAAAAGAGCCCCCCGAUGGGUAGCGGACAUUUUCCGCAUGAAGGAUUCGGAAAAGCUGCAUUUGUUAGAGAAGUUCUCAUUGUGGACAAGGGAAGGCACCUUGUACUACCAAUUUUGGAAAAUUUGGACCCUAUGUCUUCGAACUAUGAUUGCUACCGUGUUGAUACCCUUAUGUAUAAUGGUGACGGAAUUACCUUCUAUUAUGGUGGACCCGGAGGUUGUAAAGGAUAA